GAUUGAGAGGCAGUGAUCAGGAAUGCAGGCAUGUCAGAAGAGAUGCAGCAAGACGCUGUGGAGUGUGCUACACAGGCCUUGGAGAAGUACAGCAUUGAGAAGGACAUUGCUGCUCACACAAAGAAGCACAAGAAGUACAAUCCCACCUGGCACUGCACUGUGAGAAGGAACUUUGGCAGCUACGUGACUCGUGAGACCAAGCAUUUCAUCUCCUUCUACCUCGGCCAAGUCACUAUUCUUCUUUUCAAGGCUGGUUAGAACCACGGACUGUU
Molecule: messenger RNA, 272 nt
Organism: Columba livia (rock pigeon)
Lineage: Eukaryota; Metazoa; Chordata; Aves; Columbiformes; Columbidae
Product: dynein light chain 1, cytoplasmic
Biological process (GO): intraciliary retrograde transport; motile cilium assembly
Cellular component (GO): cytoplasmic dynein complex
Molecular function (GO): dynein intermediate chain binding
Source: RefSeq, a predicted model, not a curated record